Messenger RNA from Linepithema humile (Argentine ant), 2557 nucleotides. RefSeq names its product Wnt oncogene analog 10 (gene Wnt10). Lineage: Eukaryota; Metazoa; Arthropoda; Insecta; Hymenoptera; Formicidae. Gene Ontology annotation, biological process: multicellular organism development; canonical Wnt signaling pathway; neuron differentiation. Gene Ontology annotation, molecular function: cytokine activity; frizzled binding. The record is from RefSeq and is a predicted model, not a curated record. Gene Ontology annotation, cellular component: extracellular region.
GGAAGGUGAUUACCGCGUCGAGAACGAGCCGGGCGAGCCGGGCGAGCCGACGCAAUAAGCUGCCACGAGAGCCGGGAUCGAGACGCGUAACGCACUCGAUGAAUCGCCCGAUCGCCGCGGAAUAUUAUUGUCCCCGGGUAGUUUUCGGAACGACCCCUCGAAGCAGCGAAACUGGGAGCUCUCGAAUCGUACGGAACGUCAAAGGAGAAGCGCCGAUGCCCGGGGCGAGGUGGAGUCCUCGACGCGUGCCAGGCUGCUGAUCACAGGCACCGCGGCGAGAAGAGUAGGAGAGGGACAGGAGAAUACGGAGAAAGAGAAAGGCAAACGGAGAGAGCGAGAAAGAGACGGAGAUAAAGAACGAGAGUAACUUCAGCAUCGUCUCGCACGAGGGGUCCUUCCGUUCGGGUGCUAGGGGUGUGCAGCCCUGGACGAAGGGUCGCACUCAACUCCUUUAAAGUGGAGCAAACCGCGCAAAAAAAAAGAGGAAACGUUCUCGGGGCGAUGACAGAAUGCCUCCGUCUCGUACAGGACGCGCACACGAAGGACCGCUGUCUAGGAUCACCAUCAGGAUCGGUCCCACUAUCGCCCUACUGCUGAUUCUACUUGAGCAUCGCCGCGCGACUUGCCUAAUGAGCAAUUCCGUGGAUGAUUGGGUGAGUGGCAACGCCGUCAUUUGUAGCGGCAUUCCGGGAUUGACGAAGGAGCAGCGCGAGCUUUGCAACAUAAAUCCCGAUGUUACUGUAGCCGCGAUCAAGGGAUUGCAAAUGGCCAUAUCCGAGUGUCAACAUCAGUUCAUGUGGCACAGGUGGAACUGUUCGUCCCUCACAGUUAGCAGUAGAACUCAACAGAGCAGCGUUCUUCUUCAACGAGGUUACAAGGAAACGGCGUUCGCGUACGCGAUUUCGGCAGCUGGCGUGGCGCACAACGUGGCUCGUGCCUGCAGCAUGGGUCGCCUGCUUUCCUGCGGCUGCGAUCCUUCGAGCUACACGGCUAAAACGCCGGCCAGCGCCAGAGGCGUCCAAUGGAAGUGGGGUGGGUGCUCUCACAAUCUCGACUACGGCAUGGAGUUCUCGAGACAGUUCCUAGACACACAGGAGAAAGCCGACGACAUACAGUCUACGGUGAUUCUACACAAUAAUCAAGCCGGUCGUCUGGCGGUGGCGAAUAACAUGCAAGUGCGCUGCAAGUGCCACGGCAUGUCAGGCUCGUGCGAACUGAAGACCUGCUGGAAGGUCACACCGGACUUCCGGGUAGUCGGCAAGACGCUGAAGGACCGCUUCAGAUCCGCUGUGCUGGUAACGCAGAGCAAUCUGGGCAACGUGAUGCCGGUGAAGAAAAAACCGCGUCGCAACCAAAGGAGGAAGCAAAGGAAGAAUCGCGAAAACGGCAUUUCCGGUUAUAAGAGGAAACCCCGGGACCAGGCCAAGCAGCUCUUCUACUAUCAGAAAUCGCCGAACUUCUGCGAGCGGGAUACAACGAUCGACAUUGCCGGCACCGCCGGGCGCAGAUGCAACAAGACCGGCACCGGCGGCGAUGGAUGCGCUAAUUUGUGCUGCGGCAGGGGUUACAACGUGGUACGGCAGCGACGAACGGAACUGUGCAAGUGCAAGUUUCACUGGUGCUGCUUCGUGAACUGUCAGAAUUGCACGGUGGAGGAGUGGAUCACCGUGUGCAAGUGAAACGGAACGAGGAAUCAGACGGCGAAAAUACGGAAAUCCAAGACUGACAGAAGCCAAUACUUUUGGAUGUUUCCUUUCCUUCCGCGAUCAAGUCGAUCGACGCAUCGAUGAUUUAUAGCGCGGUAAAUUAUUUCGACAUUUUUCGGCGAGCAUGCGAUUCUCCGGAAAAAAAUGCGCAGCGAGGCUAUUCGUUCGCAAGGGUGAAUUAAAGGAAGCAAGUCGGUAGGAUUAAUAAGACGGUUCUUAUUGGAAUCGGGAUUACCCGGCACAAAUUUCUCCUGGGUGAUCACGACGUCAGAAAGCGGCUUUCUCUGCGAACGUAGCGGGAACGUAAUAGUCUUCGUUAGUGAAAUUAAAUCCGAUUUCUACGAGAAGCGAGGAAGCUCUGAAUGCGAUAAUGAUUCCAUUUUUCUGACACGUUAUUGAAAAUUAGAAUGCGAUUUUUAUCAUGAAGCAUUGAAACUCUUCGAAAAUUGAAUUUAAUUCUUCAUCGCGAAAGUAAAAUAGCACGGUAUUUAUGUGUUAUCGAAGAGUUACUUACUCAAUUUUUGCGAUUCUUGGUGUGCCAGAAAACACCGUGAUCUCACUGACAUGAAUCGUGUAUUCUACUUGCGAGCGGCUGAAUUGAGCGUAUUGGAAAGACGUGAAUCAAUCGCGGAGAUCGAAUCGAAUUAGAAGAGGAUUUUCGAAAAUCACUCCGUAAUGACACGAAUCAUAUAGAAUAAUUCGUAGAUUAAGCAAACCUAUAAUUUAUUUAUAACAACGCUCUAUUUAAUUAAUAUUUAAUUUUAACUUUUACAUGAACUGUAACACCUCCAGCACAGUAUUAUUAGACGUGUGUCCUGUUCGACGAUGGACAUGAUUGUACACAACUUAAU